This is a messenger RNA of Aspergillus caelatus, 462 nucleotides long. RefSeq lists its product as uncharacterized. Lineage: Eukaryota; Fungi; Ascomycota; Eurotiomycetes; Eurotiales; Aspergillaceae. The record is from RefSeq and is a predicted model, not a curated record. The coding region runs from base 1 to 462 and encodes 153 amino acids. The transcript is spliced from 3 exons.
AUGAAGCUACUCUACACCAUUUCUCUUCUCGCUGUCGGCUCCAUUGCAGCAGCAGAAGAUAAAACCAACGCGACAUCUCAAAGCACAACCGAGGCUUCAAAGGGCCUGGCAAACUGCCAUAUUCCCGAACUGAGGAAAGGGCAUGUUCUCAGGGCUUCGUGCUUUGCCGAUGGGGCCAAGCAAGAACUUGUCCAUAGCGAGUUGGACUUGAAUCACUGUUUCGGCGCAAGCCUUUUGAAGGGUGAAUUGACCGCGGAGCCUGAUGGACAUUUCAGCAGAAAGUGCGUGAAAUGUAAGUUAGGGGGGGAAGCUCGUGGUACUGGAACCCACGUGGGGGCAUGGUCACUGUACUGCCACUGUGUUGCUCCUAAAGCCGAAAUUCAGUUGGAACCUACCGUCUGGAUGAACAAGCAGGGUCUUCUUGAGUGCCACGGCCAUGUUGGAAAGCCAAUGAGCUUGUAA